AUGCCGCCACGUCGUGGUCGUGGACGCGGAGGAUCCACAAAUGAGUCUACCAGGAACGAACCGAUCCCGAGAGUCGGUCGAGGACGUCCGGCCGCUGCUCCGGUACCUGCGCCGCCGGCUAAUGGCAGAAGAGGCAGAGGCCGUCCAGCUUUGAAUGCAGGAAGAGGACGAGCUCGACAGGCUCCGGAGCCGGCACCAGAGCCAGCUCCAGCUCAAUAUGCGAUUGCAAGAAGGGGCAGAAGCCGUCCAGCUUUGAAUGCAGGAAGAGGAAGAGCUCGUCAGGCUCCGGAGCCGGUGCCGGAGCAAGCUUCAGCUCAAUCGGCGAUUGCAAGAAGAGGCAGAGGACGUCCAGCUUUGAAUGCAGGAGGAGGACGAGCUCGUCAGGCUCCGGAGCCGGCACCAGAACCAGCUCCAGCUCAAUCGGCGAUUGCAAGAAGGGGCAGAGGCCGUCCAGCUUUGAAUGCAGGAAGAGGAAGAGCUCGUCAGGCUCCGGAGCCGGUGCCGGAGCAAGCUUCAGCUCAAUCGGCGAUUGCAAGAAGAGGCAGAGGACGUCCUGGUCAAUCGGCGAACACAAGAAGAGGCAGAGGCCGUCAGACUCCAGCUCAACCGGCGAACGCGGGAAGAGGCGGAGGACGUCAGGGUGCAGCUCAACCGGCAAACACAGGAAGAGGCAGAAGACGUUCGGCUCAACUUGCGAACACAGGAAGAGGGCGAGGAAGAGGCGCCGUCAGAGGGGCCCAAGCUCAUAUUUUUUUGCCGAAUAGACGGCCGAUGAUACACAUAGGUGAGAACGCAAUUCAGAACUGAUCUAAACUCUAUAUUCUUCAGCUCCCGGUGUCGGCUUCGUUAUCGACCGCAUGGAGUGAGUUCUAUUUAACCAUGGAACUUCUUUCUAUAGUAAUUUUAACUUUAGAGGAAAUCUUGGCGUCCUUGUCGAAAUGGCGCACCAAAUGAGAGCAGGGUGGGCAGCGAACAACUUCACAGACGGUCCACCCAUUUUCGAAGAGGACCGCCCGAUGUACGAUGAUGAGAUCAGCAACUACGCCAACAACGAUACGACUGUGGUGCCGCCGCCGACGGUUCAGAUGUACAAAGGAAAACCAAUGGAACCGUGAGUGACUCUUGAACGUCUCCUAAUUUUUACUGUGAAAUUUCAGGGAUCCCACUUGGGGAGACUGCACUAUCUGUUUCCAGACGCCAGUCAAACCAAUCGGAUGCAAACAAUGCCUCCGCUUCAUCGGGUGCUCUGAGUAAGUUCUCUCUUUUCGGACUGAUGAUUCGAGCACUUACAUUUCCAGUUGUGUGAGCCGUUGGUAUCGCGCUCGCGUUGAUACGUACGGUGCAUCCUCGUGCCCGCUUUGCCGUGCUCACUGGCGCCUUAAUCCUCUGACCAGUAAGAUGACUGUUAUCGACAGACUUCGUGCAAGAAACGAAAAUAAGCUGAAAAAAUCUGCUGCCGCUGCCAGUUCGUCCUCCCUUUAA
This is a messenger RNA of Caenorhabditis sp. 36 PRJEB53466, 1482 nucleotides long. The record is from the annotation of a GenBank genome assembly. NCBI's taxonomy places the organism in Eukaryota, Metazoa, Nematoda, Chromadorea, Rhabditida, Rhabditidae.